This is a messenger RNA of Propithecus coquereli (Coquerel's sifaka), 1705 nucleotides long. RefSeq names its product ST8 alpha-N-acetyl-neuraminide alpha-2,8-sialyltransferase 5 (gene ST8SIA5). Gene Ontology annotation, molecular function: alpha-N-acetylneuraminate alpha-2,8-sialyltransferase activity. Gene Ontology annotation, biological process: N-glycan processing; oligosaccharide metabolic process. Lineage: Eukaryota; Metazoa; Chordata; Mammalia; Primates; Indriidae. Bases 553 to 1683 code for a protein of 376 amino acids. The record is from RefSeq and is a predicted model, not a curated record. The transcript has 7 exons.
CCCCAUCCGCAGAACUGAAGGCCAACCUUCGUGAUCCCUCCCUGCGGGCCCGGGCAUCAGACGUGGCCCGCCCCCGGCAGGGCACCGCGCGCCGGGCGACCGCGAUCCGGAGCGGGCCCGGAGGGGGCGGUGCGCGGCGCGCCGGGGCGCACCGGCGGACGGAGCCAGGGCCCCGCUCCCCAUUGGCCGCCACCUCGGGUGGGGCGGCCUCCGGCUCGUGGAACCUGGCGUCGCCCCUCCGCGGGGAAAUCGGCGGCUGCCCGGCAUGGGCGCCGGGCGGUAAAGGCAUCCGGAGGGAAGGCCCGGGGCCGCGGCAGAGCUCCGUGCGGUCGGCCCGGUCCUGCUCGCCGCCUCCUCGCCUGCGACGCUCGGAUGCCCCCAACUCCUGCCGCUCCGGCCGCGCCAGCAGGAAACUUUGCCCCGCAAAGUCCCCCGCCUGCCUGACCGCGCUGUACGGCGCCUCGUCGGCCGCGUGCCCUCCGGGGCCCCGGAACCCGGCGCGUGAUUGCCCCGCCGCCCCGUACCCUGCGCCCGCGGCGCCCCGCCGCCAGGAUGCGCUACGCGGACCCCUCGGCCAAUCGCGAUUUGUUGGGGAACCGAACUUUGCUCUUCAUCUUCAUCUGCGCCUUCGCCUUGGUGACCUUGCUGCAACAGAUCCUCUAUGGCAGGAACUACAUCAAGAGGUACUUUGACUUUUACGAGGGGCCUUUUGAAUACAACUCCACAAGAUGCCUGGAGCUGAGGCACGAAAUCCUGGAAGUGAAGGUGCUGUCCAUGGUGAAGCAGUCGGAGCUGUUCGACAGGUGGAAGAGCCUCCAGAUGUGCAAAUGGGCGAUGAACAUCUCCGAGGCCAACCAAUUCAAGUCCACUCUGUCCAGGUGCUGCAACGCCCCCGCCUUUCUCUUCACCACUCAGAAGAACACUCCCCUGGGGACGAAGCUCAAGUACGAGGUGGACACGAGCGGCAUCUACCACAUCAACCAGGAGAUCUUCCGCAUGUUUCCCAAGGACAUGCCCUACUACCGGUCGCAGUUUAAGAAGUGCGCGGUGGUGGGCAACGGAGGCAUCCUAAAGAACAGCCGCUGCGGGAGGGAGAUCAACAGCGCCGACUUUGUCUUCCGGUGCAACCUGCCCCCCAUCUCAGAGAAGUACACCGUGGAUGUGGGGGUGAAGACGGACGUGGUCACCGUGAACCCCAGCAUCAUCACUGAGAGGUUCCACAAGCUGGAGAAGUGGCGGCGGCCCUUCUACCGCGUGCUGCAGGUGUACGAGAACGCGUCGGUGCUGCUGCCCGCCUUCUACAACACGCGCAACACCGACGUGUCCAUCCGCGUCAAGUACGUGCUGGACGACUUCGAGUCGCCGCAGGCCGUCUACUACUUCCACCCGCAGUACCUGGUCAACGUGUCGCGCUACUGGCUCAGCCUGGGGGUGCGCGCCAAGCGCAUCAGCACCGGCCUCAUCCUGGCCACCGCGGCGCUCGAGCUCUGCGAGGAGGUGCACCUGUUCGGCUUCUGGGCCUUCCCCAUGAACCCCUCGGGCCUCUACAUCACCCACCACUACUACGACAACGUCAAGCCACGCCCCGGCUUCCACGCCAUGCCCUCUGAGAUCUUCACCUUCCUGCACCUGCACAGCCGCGGCAUCCUCCGUGUGCACACGGGCACCUGCAGCUGCUGCUGACACCCGCCAGGCUGCUGGGCAA